UCUGUAUAUAUGCAUGUGAUCGAUGGUCCGUCCAUUGACAUAGUUAAUAACGACACUAGAAAGAUGACAGGCCUAACAAUGAACCACAUGGCCCAGGGGCGGUCUGAAAAACAAUGUUCUGUGUAGACGAUGUGAAGCGUUCCAGAAAGGGAGAACCUAAAGUACCGGUGAAUGAGAAUUCUCCAGUUAUCAAGGCGUUUAGAGUGUACCAGUCAGAGCUUGACGCAAGACAUGACAAACAUGAACGUCUUGUCAAGGUCAGCAGGGACAUAACUAUAGACAGCAAAAGGACAAUCUUCUUACUACAGAGAGUUGCAGGGUCAGACUCGGAAUGUGCAGUGCUGGAGGAAGCUUCAGAGAAACUCAAGCAGAUACAAAACACAAAAUUCUCCUUAAUAGCUAAGGAAUUACAGGAUGAAGACCCAUACCGAUUUAUUCGGGCAUAUUCACCGGGUCUUCAGGAAUAUAUUGAAGCAGUCUCGUUCUUCAACUACAUCAAGUGCAAGGAGCUGGUAUCACUAGACACAAUCCAGCAGGAUCUGAUUUUUCCUGAAAAUAUUGAUAUUGGACAAACAUAUGAUCCAAAGAACCAAGCAGAAAUGGUCGAGUCGCAGGCAUCAAGCACGGCUGUUAACCAAUCUGAACAAAAAGGCACAAUUGAAGUUCAUGUUCCUCCUAUUGAAUACAUGCUGGGCGUGGCUGACCUCACUGGGGAACUGAUGCGAUUGGCAAUUAAUAGUGUGGGGGCAGGAAACCUUGACAUUCCGUUUGAAGUUUGUACAUUCUUGAGAAAAAUGCAGUUAGGAUUUCAAUCGUUCAGUUAUGUAUCCAGGGAAGUGAAAAAGAAACUACACACACUGAAUCAGAGUCUGCAGAAGGUAGAGACAGCCUGUUAUACCCUACAGGUUCGUGGCUCGGAGAUUCCUAAACACAUGCUAGUAGAUGUCCUCAGCUCCCCCAUGAGGGAGAUCCAUAUGUACACUGAUGAUCAGUCCAUGGAUGAGUAGGCUCAACAAAGCUUUUCUAUUACGUGUAACCAGUCUUAAAUUGUGUAUUAAAAUUUUCACUUAAUACCCCAAAAUGGUAUUUACUUUAUUUUUAACUUGGGCCACAGCCUGUAAUCAUGAAUAAGGUUUGACCCAUCUUUAUUUCCAGCAUUGACCCGUUAGACAGAUGACAUUUUCAAGGUUUUAAAAUGAGAAGUUAUGUUGGCCAGCAUUUCUCGAGUUUUAUUUAAUGCAGUGUAAAGAUGUGACAAUUAUAGGAAACCAGUUCAUGGUAAUUCAUGUAUAAUAGGUCAGUCAAGUGUUGUUACUCUAGACCUUGCCUAUCAAUUUUUAGUGCCUAUCACUAUUCUUUACAAACUCAGAUUACCAUGACUGAAAUGGUUCAAUUUAAAGAUACUUGAAUGAUUGUUAGACUUUAAAUUGUGAGAUAUCAUAUUACGUAGUAUUUUCAGAGGCCUUGAUAAUGAUUACCAGGAGUUAAAACUUUUUUCAGCAUAAUCUACUGAUUUGUAAUGCGAGUUAAGUAAAAUCAAUUUGUACAAAUGUAGCCCUCUAUACUCCAGCAAAGUAAAGGUGUCAUAUGCUAUGCUUUAUACAUUUUAAACCUUCCUAUAAAAUAAAACUGCCAAAAGCAUUAAUUUCACAUGCAUUUUAUACUUGGCAAGCGAUAUAAAAUAUGUUACUUCAAUUCAAAAUGAGCAUCAAAACAAGCUUCUGAUUUUAAAACUUAAAUUGGUUUCUAUUUUGUAUUGUGUUGAUUUUAAUUUUUGUUGCAAACUUCUGCAUGAAAUUUUAGGCUACAAAAUUAAGUAGGUAAAAUUUGUCAUCGUUCUCAAGCAUGCUUUUACUCCACUAUUCAUUUAGUUUUCUCAUUAAAGAAUUUCAUUUUAAUUUGAAAGGGUGUCCAUGUAAUAAUUCUACAUGUAAAUCUUUUUAAAUCAGUACGUUUUGGUGGAGUGUGCUUUAGAAUUUAAAGAGUUAUUUCCCUUUGUCCAAAAGGUCCCAACAUCACCCACAAUUCUUUGUGACACAAAUAUUUUAAUUAAAAUACUUAUUUGUAUUAGGUUAAAAGUAUACUCCUUAAUAUUAUUGUACUUAAAUUCUGCUUAAGCUAGAAUACAAAUAGAAUUCUGCCUUCAAUGCUCUUUUGUGAUAAAUUGUUGGUCCAUCGUCCAGGGCUGUUAUCGCAGCUAGAAUAUGUUAUAUCUUGCAGAGAAAAAAUAAACAAAGUGAGUGAGGACUCACAGAUAUAUCACCAAAUACACCCCAUAAUUAGUAAAUGGUUUAAUCAUUUAUGUAAUACUUGACCCUAAAACCUUGAUCAGUGGCUGCCAAAAUCGAAUCAGGGUGUAGACCUUGACGUUAUGACACAAGUACUAUCAUUGGGAUUUAUAUAAACUAAAUCUGUUGAGCACAAGACAUAUCUUUAACAAAAACUGAUUUCAGAAGUGUUCAAAUGAACUUUGAUUUUUUACCUCGACUCAUGUUUACCAAAAUGUAGUUUGUUGAUGUUGAUGUUAUGACACUAUGGCAUGAAUAGGACCUCACUCUGUUGAGCGGUAUAAUGAGAUAUUUUGUACUCAACCUUUUCUAUCCAGAGAAGGAUGCAGACAAAAUGAUUAUAUACAUUGCAGCCCGUCAGGGUUAUAAAACACCUGAUACAGUUGGCAGGCAAUGGUGAUUACUGCUGGGAAAACAUGGUCAAAUCUUUUUAAAAUACCAAGCAAACAAAUAAGAAAGGCGCUUACAUAUUUUUCAUUGCUGUAAUAUUUUCAUCAACUUGUACAACAAUUUGUUCAUUGAGAUAAAUACACAUUAAAGACAAAAAUAACAGAUGGAUUUAAAGAGGACCAACAUGCAAAAGUGCUCAUGAUUUCAUUCAAUAAACCAGUGCAAAUGUGAUGCAGUCCUUUCUUUUAAAAUACAUUAUUGCUAUUACUCACCCAAAAGGUAUCGAUUUUGAAAUAAAUAGUUUUCAAUAGAUAUUCAUGCUAUUUCAAUCAACUGCAUGUCUUAAAUAAGAUAUAAAUAGUUCUUGCAUUACCACUCAACCCUUACCCAAGUAUAUAGUGUAUAAAAUACUUUCAGAACUUGUUGGAGAUACCCCGGUACAUGUAACGGUAUUUUGUUGUAGAAACAAAAAACAAAUCAUUUAAAGUUGCAUCCAUAUGCAUUUGCUUUUGAUUAUUUCAUUAUUUGAUAACAUUUGUGACAUAUACAACCAAUCUAUUUGUCUUCCGAGAUAGAAACCUCAUUAUUACAGAAAAAGACUGCAGCAAGUUGAUAUUGUAUAUAAUAUUAAACA
Messenger RNA from Pecten maximus, 3312 nucleotides. Its product is annotated as translin-associated protein X-like. The record is from RefSeq and is a predicted model, not a curated record. Gene Ontology annotation, cellular component: cytoplasm; nucleus. Lineage: Eukaryota; Metazoa; Mollusca; Bivalvia; Pectinida; Pectinidae. Gene Ontology annotation, molecular function: RNA binding; sequence-specific DNA binding; RNA endonuclease activity. The transcript is spliced from 4 exons. The coding region runs from base 114 to 1007 and encodes 297 amino acids.